Ixodes scapularis (black-legged tick) is the source of this 3238-nucleotide messenger RNA. Its product is annotated as transmembrane protein 201. Lineage: Eukaryota; Metazoa; Arthropoda; Arachnida; Ixodida; Ixodidae. The coding region runs from base 141 to 2198 and encodes 685 amino acids. The record is from RefSeq and is a predicted model, not a curated record. The transcript is spliced from 10 exons. Gene Ontology annotation, biological process: nuclear migration along microtubule. Gene Ontology annotation, molecular function: actin filament binding; lamin binding. Gene Ontology annotation, cellular component: nuclear membrane.
GGCUUGCCGGUGUCGGAGAGCGGCGGCAGCGGCGGGAGGGCGGGAGUGCGGAACGUUUUUCACGUGUGUACUUUCUGGAGUUCGGUGGGACACCUGAGAGCUUGGAGAAGGCACCUCAGACAAUUAUCGGUUCGGUUUUCAUGAUUUUACCGGUGCUGAUAUGCCUGAUCCUCGGUGUGCCAGCCGUUCUGACUUUGUACCGAAAGAUUCGGCCGCUAUUUUCGGUGAAGGUUAACUGUUGGUUCUGCGGGAACACGACUGUCGUCCCGUACGGCAACAUCAACUGCUGGGACUGUCCUUCCUGCGAGCAGUACAAUGGAUUCAAGGAGGAUGGUGAUUACAACAAGCCGAUUCCAGCGCAGUAUGACGAAGCCCUGAACUUCGCUUCGACCGCCGGCCACCUGGCUGAGUCCUCGUUGGGAUCAAUCAAGUCGGAUUGGGAAAAUGGGCUCUGCUCUACCUGCAACUAUCACCAGCUGAUAAAAAUACGCCUACUGGCCGACUUCACACCGACCAGAGAGGACCGCUUUGACUCUGAGGUGGAGGAAUACCACAAACGCCUCGAGGAGGUGUACGCCUUGUGCGGAGCCUGCACGCAGCGGCUACGGCACCGGCUGAACGAGCAGGACUCUCUCCUGCGGCCGCAGCUCUUCGGUCAGCCCUGGUACAGGCCUCCCUGGCAAAGGACGUUGCGGAGGACCGUCUGUUUCAGGGAGCGUGUGCGGCUGCUCCUGUCGGUGCUCUCCUCCGUGCUGGGGCUGCUCGUCUCCUUCUCGCUGCUUCUGGUGCUCCUGGACAGCUGGAGCUUGCUCGGGGGCCCCGGUGGCAGGUGGGACCUGGCCCCCCUGCUCGGGAGUCGGCCCCCCUCUCCUUUGGUGCUGCGCGUGACGGGCAUGACCCUGGCCGCGGGCUCCGUGCUGCUCGCCGGCCCACGGCGGUUUGGCACCCUGGAGGUGGCACUGUGCUGGUUCUGGCUGUUGGUGCUACUGUUCGGGCUGCCCUGGACGGCCAGGGCCAUGGGGCACCGGCAGCUGCUCUGGCUCGGGGCCGCCCUGGCGGGAGUCACGACCACCCUGGGCGCCGCUCGGACGACAGCACUGCUGCUGCUGCACAGGAGGCGCUGGAGGGAAGGCCAGCUGGUCGUCAGGAAGCUGGGUAACUUCCCUGGAACAAGUCUAUCGUCAAGUCCGAGUGGGGCAAGUGGAGCAAGCCUGAGCAGUGGCUCCUUCACGUCCUGCAAGCCCAACUGGGAAACACUGAGCAGCCGUAGUCGUAGCCAAAGCCAGGUCAUUCAGAGCACUGAGGUACCUCCAGCCAAGACUGCCACUGCUCGUGGCGAACCACUGCAAGAUCUACUCAAACGGGUUCACAUCUCACCCGACAGUGAAGUUCCUCGGAGCAGUGGGCCUCGGUCCGCGCCGGGACGCGAAUCCCCAAGCAAGGCCGGACGUCCCUCCGCGCCAAACGGCAGCUGCGCGUCGGGGCCGGCACGGCCGUUGCUGUGGCCCCCUGGCUUCCGCCCGAGUCCCCAGUCAUCGACGCCGGGGUCGUCCGUAUUAGCUCGGGCGGCCGGAAACUUCUCUGCAACUACGGGAGGCGUUGCAAGUCCUUCGCCGAGCAGCAAGGGCCCGCUUUCGACUGCCGGAUCAGAGUUUUUGUGGGGAGUGAAGCAGACGUUCGGCAUGCUGACGCCACCCCCUUCGCUCGCGGGGUCAACGGGAAAGGACUCUGCCGCCUUGACCCGAAAGCCGGCGUCCCAAGCAAUGCUGGCUUCCUCAAACUCCAUCAUCAAAAGGAGCGUGAUGUCUACCAGUUCGGCAAGCGGCUCUUUGCCGGCCCUGGCCGGCAGCUUCUCCCUGGCGCCGCCGUCGGCGAUUGCCAGCCAAAGAUCGGCUUGGCUCGGUGGCCGCUCUCCGUCGAAUGCGGAGGGGGAUCGUGGGACGUGUUUCGUAAGACAGCGCGCAAAUGGGAGCCCACCACAUGAGGACGACUGCGAGAAGAUGAGCUUCAUCGGGUCGUCUGUGAGCCAAAACACUCGCUGGGGACUGGAAAAGUCGACAGCAGCCGGAUACUGUCAGACGCCAGCCAAGAAGCGCGUCCCAUGCACUCGCCUGCUCCUGCUCCUCAGCGUGGGUGCCAACGUGCUGCUGUUUGCCUACUUUGUUGCCCUCCCCUGCGUCGGAAUUGGAGUGCAGUGAGGUCGCCAGUCUUUUCGCGGUGUCAUUCGCCGCUCUUGCGGUUGCUUGACCUGCAGUUUGCUGUGAUAAUCAAGUCAUUGCAUUUGUUGUGGUGUCGCGGCGAGCCUGAGGAAUAUUGCCGACCAUGGUUAUGUGGUAAGCAGUAAGCAUUGGUUCAUAUGUGGCUCACUCUUUAUGAAUUGUUUUAUGAAGUCUGUGCAGCGUCGUGGAACACGCUAGCACAUGGCCGUGGAAACCAUUUCGGUGGCUCUCGUACAUUUGAGAUUAGAGGUGCAUAAACAAUAGUUAGAAUGGAGCGGUGCUGCAUGAUUAUAACUUUUGCAGCGCAAAGGCAAACCAUUGUAAAGCAACCAUAAGCUUGGCCUUCUUUGUGCCGUGAAAACGAUGAACCACCCAACCCUAUUGAAUUUUUAACCGCCAAUUGCUCACCUUUAAUUUGCCCGUGCCCUCCGCAACACCAAGCACAAUCGUGACGCGGAGUCUAAUGAUGAACACGAAAUUUCAAGCAUGUGCGAGAUGUAGUCAGUCGCAUUAUUAUAUUGUUUUUGUAUUUGUCUACCACACCUCAAAAGACGACAUAUUUUGUUUCUAACUCAUUCUUCACAAUUUCUUUGCACUUGUCUAGACUUUGGACGAAAGCUAAAUUUUUGUUUGGAAUGUGCAUUCCCAUAUUUCGCCAGGCUUGUUUUUUUUACCAGUGUUUGUAAGCUAAUCGACAUGUUGCCUCAUACUUUUUUGACAUAUGCAUAUUUCUUUUUAAGUGACCCAGUCAACUUUCAGUUUUUUUAGAAUUUUGCUAGGAUUUGUUUAUAGUGAAAUGUUCCAUUUCUAUAUGGAAUGUCCAAAACACUGCCUUUUUAAAGCUGAAUGAAUUGUAUAGUUUUUGACCAGGGGCCAAAAUCAUUUUUGAUCGGCAAGCCCUUUUGAGUAGGCUACCAUACUACCAUUAUGAACCAUUGUGCAUGUAUGAUCAGAAAAACAAUGCAGAGAACACUCGUGUAGAUUUUAUUGGGGUAAAUAAAUAUUGAAGUGAUGCGAGC